Thrips palmi is the source of this 2242-nucleotide messenger RNA. RefSeq names its product alpha-1,3/1,6-mannosyltransferase ALG2 (gene Alg2). The coding region runs from base 276 to 2156 and encodes 626 amino acids. The record is from RefSeq and is a predicted model, not a curated record. The transcript is spliced from 5 exons. Gene Ontology annotation, molecular function: alpha-1,3-mannosyltransferase activity; GDP-Man:Man(1)GlcNAc(2)-PP-Dol alpha-1,3-mannosyltransferase activity. Lineage: Eukaryota; Metazoa; Arthropoda; Insecta; Thysanoptera; Thripidae.
CGUCGCUUCGACUCAACCACCGGUUUGUUGUUAUCAGCUCAGCUGUGUUGUCUUUCACGUCUCCGUUCCGUUCUGCUUGAACGAAAGGAAAGGCGUCUUCGACGUCACCCUUGCCUGCGUGUGAAGUGGUCCCCAGCCGGCCGGACUGUGUGAAUCCUGCAAAUUGUCACGGCCCCACGCCGUGAUUCGGGGAGCAACAAGGCCUGAGAACUCUAACCUAGCCGUCCUGCUGUCAAGCACUGUCAAGCACUGUCAAGGCGAUCGAGGCUGUCAAGAUGGUUCGCGUCGCCUUCCUGCACCCUGACCUGGGCAUUGGAGGCGCAGAGAGGCUCGUGGUUGACGCUGCCCUCGCACUGCAAAGCAGAGGCCACUCAGUCCGCUUCGUGACAAACCACCAUGACAAGAGCCACUGCUUCGAGGAGACGAGGAAUGGCACCUUUCCAGUCACUGUGGUCGGGGACUGGAUUCCACGAAGCAUCUUUGGCUUCGCCUUCGCGCUCUGCGCUUACAUACGAAUGAUAUAUGCUGCAUUGUACAUUGUGCUGAACAGUAACGUUGAAGCAGAUGUUAUAUUUUGUGACCAAAUUUCCUACGCUGUUCCCAUUUUACAUCUACGGUUUUCCAGGGUAUUGUUUUAUUGUCAUUUUCCCGACCAACUGCUGAGUAAACCUGGAGGUACUCUUAAAAGAAUGUACCGUGCCCCUCUUAAUUGGAUUGAAGAAAAGACAACAGGUCAAGCUGAUAAAAUAGUUGUCAACAGUAAAUUUACCAGGAGUAUUUUUAAGUCUACGUUUAAGAACUUAACAAAGCUCCCAGAUGUCCUGUAUCCUUCCAUCAACACUGAUCUAAUUGAUGGGACAACUCCAGAGUCUCUGGCAAGUGUGUUGCCAGUAGAGCUCCCUGUCAAUGCAUUUGUAUUUUUAUCAAUUAACCGCUAUGAAAGGAAGAAAGACUUGGGAUUGGCUCUGUCAGCAUUAGGGCAUCUCAAGACCAUCUUGACUCCUGAACAAUUUGAUAAUGUUCGUGUUGUAAUGGCAGGUGGUUAUGAUCGCCGUGUCAUAGAGAACAUUGAUUAUUAUGCUGAAUUGGUUGUUCAAGCUGAUGAACUAAAGGUUUCCUCUCAAGUUAUAUUUUUAAAGUCUCCUUCUGAUGCCCAGAAACUCGCAUUACUUGUGGGUUGUCACUGUGUUCUUUACACUCCAACUAAUGAGCAUUUUGGUAUAGUCCCACUCGAAGCUAUGUACACAUCUAAACCUGUCAUUGCCACAAACAGUGGUGGGCCCACAGAGACUGUAGUUGAUAGUAAGACAGGAUAUUUAAGGAAGCCUGAUGCAAAAUCUUUUGCCGAUGCUAUGGCAGUGUGUGUGAGAGAUCGUGAAAAAUGUAAAAACUUGGGAAUAGAAGGUCGAAAGCGCUUCAGAGAUCACUUCUCUUUCAAGGCGUUUACUAAUCAGUUGGAUACUUAUAUCAAAGAUCUUAUGAAUGAUGAAAAGAGUGACUGUUUACCAUACCACAUUUUUCAAAAAAAAAUUCUUAGAGUCAGUGAUGCAGGUUCCGCGAGUAGUUUUGGAAAAUUCAAGGAUUCCCUGAAAGAAUGUGCCUUUUCUCGUAACUUUAUUUUGAGGCGUUUUUCUGUGGCUAAAGAUGGCUCUGAGUCUCCUUCCCAAAUUUCUUCUGAAACUAGUACUGAACCGGAGGUUGAACCUAACCCAACAAACACUUCUGCUAUUUCUGCCAUAUCUGAAACUAAAUUUGAGGAUUCUCGUAAGUCCAGAAAGAUUGAUGCCUUGAUUAAACCAGCAGUGCAAGGAGACGCUUCAGAGAGUUUUGCCAAAUUAUUUAGAGAAUCCAACUUUACUAAUUUGGGUAAUCCUAGAGGAAAACUUGUCUAUGGAACUAUUUAUCGGAUUGUGGGCGACGACAUGUACAUAGAUUUUGGUUGGAAAUUCCCUUGUGUUGUGAAGAAACCAUCAGAAGAUGCUCACCUAUAUGUUAACAAAGCAGAAGUUAAAUUGAGGAUCAUUGAUCUUGAGAUGUCAACCAUAUUUUUAGGGGCUGAGAAAGAAACCUCACUCAAUGAAGCCAAUUGCCUUCUAGUUGGCCUUGUCAAAUCUCCCCUUGGUGUUCCUUCAAAUCAAGGAUCUGCAUCCUAUUAAUGUUGUGUUAGUCAGAGUAGCUAUUAAACUGUUUCUUGUAAGUAUUGGUCAUUAAGGAUAAGAAAUACACCAAAUGUACACUUAAA